This is a messenger RNA of Centruroides sculpturatus (bark scorpion), 905 nucleotides long. RefSeq names its product venom metalloproteinase antarease-like TtrivMP_A. The transcript is spliced from 10 exons. Bases 54 to 905 code for a protein of 283 amino acids. Gene Ontology annotation, biological process: proteolysis. Lineage: Eukaryota; Metazoa; Arthropoda; Arachnida; Scorpiones; Buthidae. Gene Ontology annotation, molecular function: metalloendopeptidase activity. The record is from RefSeq and is a predicted model, not a curated record.
AUGCGAACAAUCGAAUACUUCACUCGAUCGAAGUACAAGACUUGAAAAGAAAAAUGUACAGAAAUAGUACUAAUGGAGUGGCUUUGUUAAUCGAUGAAGAAGGACCUGUUAAAAUUGAAGGAAUUGUAAAUUCAAACUUGAGAAUCGUACCGUACGAGUCGGGAAGGGCGGAUAGAGAUGGAAUAAUACCUCAUCAAAUUCUGGAAGUUAUAAGUGACAAAAACUCUUUUGGCCAUGACGAAGUCAUGCCUAUGGGUGUUAAAGAAACUAUGGAGAAAGUGGAGAGAAUGGCCAGAGACGAUCAGUGCAUAGUGGUGGAAUAUUUGAUCUUAGCAGAAAGUAACUUUACCAAAUAUUUCAAUACAAAUAAAGGUCUAGUAAACUAUAUUUCUCGCCUGUUUAUUGAGGUACAAAACAUGAUUGAUACGUUAGAAUUGGGAAUAAAACUUUCUGUGCUCGGAAUUACAAAGUUCACGAAAACAACGGAUCCAUCUUAUAUACAAGAUAGUGUAAUUUCGGGUUACGAACGAUAUCUUCAUGCUUCGGCGUUACUUUUUAAUAUGGCACACUAUUACUGUCAUCAUGCUACUGGUUUGGCUGUAGAUGCUGAUAUUAUCAUGCUAUUUGUCCAUCGUAAAAUUGGCUCGCUAAAUCCUGAUAAUACAGUUAAAUUUAAUGUACUAGGCGUUGCGCACACAACCGGUGUUUGCAAGAAAUGUCUUAAAGUUGGCAUCGUCAGUCUCUAUCCACUCAAUUAUCAUAGAGCUAAUAUAGUAGCACACGAAUCAGCACAUUUAAUUGGAAGUCCGCACGAUGGGGAAGAUUNUCACAAUGUUUCUGAAUUUACAUACUGUAUAUCAAUCGAAGUACAAGACUUGAAAAAAAAUGUACAGAAACAGUACUAA